AUGUGUUCAUCUUCACUGGAUUCUUGUCUGGAAUACAUGAUACAUUACUCAAGAAUUUUCAAUCGUGAGAUUACAGUUGCUUGA
Molecule: messenger RNA, 84 nt
Organism: Phytomonas sp. EM1
Lineage: Eukaryota; Euglenozoa; Kinetoplastea; Trypanosomatida; Trypanosomatidae
Source: the annotation of a GenBank genome assembly